AUGGCGCCCAGUUUCGAUACUUUGUCCGAGCAGGACCUCCAUGAGGAGGAAGAUGAGGAGAUUGAUUUCUCCGACCUGAAGGAACAGCUGGACGUGAAACUCGACGAAGGAUUAGACACUUUUGUCGUUAUCGAUGGACUCCCCGUUGUCCCCGAAGCAUCGCGUCAAAAACUUAUCAAGUUCUUGUUGAGGAAACUCGUCACUGUCGGCGAAACCUCCGAAGAUGCUGUUUUCAUGCCCGUGUCCGAUAAGGGUGAGACUGAAGGAUUCGCCUUCGUUGAGUACGAGACCCCCGAGCAAGCCGUGGCUGCCGUUAAGCAACUGCACGGUGUUCCCCUGGACAAGAAGCACACCCUUUCAGUGAAUAAGUUGAUGGAUAUUGAGCGCUACGGUCGCGAAGGACGAAUUGAGGAGGAAUAUGUUGCCCCCGAGCUGGAGCCGUUCAAGGAGAAGGAGCACCUGCGCUCGUGGAUGGGAGACUCCAACGCCCGUGACCAGUUCGCCCUGUACCGAAACGAUAAAGUUGGUGUUUUCUGGAACAACAAGUCUAACCCCCCCGAGAACAUCGUCGAUCGCGCACACUGGACACAACUCUUCGUCCAAUGGUCCCCCAAGGGUACCUUCCUCGCCUCCGUCCACCCCCAAGGUGUCCAGCUUUGGGGUGGCGCUUCCUUCUCCAAGCAGAAACAGUUCCCUCACCCUUUCGUCCAACUUGUCGAAUUCUCACCCCUUGAGGGUUACCUGACUACAUGGUCUGCUCGCCCAAUCCAGGUCGAGGAAGGCCAACCUAUCCUGACUUACGAGGAGGAUGGUAAGAACAUCAUCGUUUGGGAUAUCGAGACUGGAAAACCUCUCCGAUCCUUCGUUUCUCACGACCUUGCUGCACCCGUUGAGGAUGAGGCUGAGGUUCAACCCAAGAAGAAGGUGCAGUGGCCCGCUUUCAAGUGGUCUUCGGAUGAGAAGUACGUUGCACGUAUGCUCCAGGGCCAAUCCAUCUCUAUUUACGAGCUCCCCAACAUGAACCUUCUGGGUCGUACUUCAGUGAAGAUUGAGGGCGUGAACGACUUCGAGUGGUCUCCAGCUACUGUUACCCGAGAGGGUAUCAAACAGUACGAACAGUUGCUGUGCUUCUGGACCCCCGAAAUUGGCAGCAACCCAGCUCGUGUGGGUAUGAUGAGCGUUCCUUCUAAGGAGGUCGUUCGUACUCGUAACCUUUUCAAUGUCUCAGAUGUCAAGCUGCACUGGCAAUCACAAGGUGCCUACGUCUGCGUUAAGGUUGACCGUCACUCCAAGUCCAAGAAAUCCAUGGCCACCAACCUGGAAAUUUUCCGUGUCAAGGAGAAGGGUGUUCCCGUUGAAGUUGUGGACAGUCUUAAGGACACUGUCAUUAACUUUGCCUGGGAACCUAAUGGAUCCCGAUUUGUUCUCAUCACCACUGGCGAAUCCGCCUCCGGUGUCGCUGUUCCCCCCAAGACUUCCGUUUCUUUCUUUGCGACCGAGAAGAAGGGUAGCACCGCCGGUAACUUCAAGCUUGUGCGCACAGUCGAGAAGAAGAACAGCAAUGGAAUCUACUGGUCUCCCAAGGGCCGUUUUGUUGUUGUAGCCACAGUCCACUCUCAGUCCAGCUUCGAGAUCGAUUUCUGGGAUUUGGACUUUGAGGGUGAGAAGAUUGAGGCUGAGAAGGAUCUUGCUGCCAACUUGCAGUUGAUGAAGACCAAUGAGCACUACGGUGUCACAGAUAUUGAGUGGGAUUCUACAGGUCGCUACGUUGUUAGCAGUGCUAGUGUCUGGACUCAUUCGAUGGAGAAUGGUUGGAACCUGCACACAUUCGCCGGUCAAACCCUGUCCGAGAACCCCACCGAGAAAUUUAAGCAGUUCCUCUGGCGACCACGCCCCCCGACCCUGCUCAGCAAGGAGGAGCAGAAGCAAGUCCGCAAGAACCUGCGCGAAUACUCCAAAGAGUUCGAUGAGGAGGACCGUUACGCCGUCGACAUUGCCAACACUGCUGUGGUCGAGACACGUAAGCGUGUCCUCAACGAGUGGGUUGCCUGGAUGCGUCUGGAGAAGGAGCUCGCAGCCGAGGAGAGGGAGGCUUUUGGCUUGCCCGACGAUGCCGAUUCACCCCAAGCGGCCAAGGAUGCCCCAGUCGGUGUCGAGGACAAGGGAGAUACCGUCGUGGAAGAAAUUGUGGAGGAGAUCAUCGAAGAGACCGAGGAGGUCAUUGGUUGA
This is a messenger RNA of Penicillium angulare, 2229 nucleotides long. RefSeq names its product translation initiation factor eIF3 core subunit b (gene EifCb). Gene Ontology annotation, molecular function: RNA binding; translation initiation factor activity; translation initiation factor binding. The record is from RefSeq and is a predicted model, not a curated record. Gene Ontology annotation, cellular component: eukaryotic translation initiation factor 3 complex. The transcript has 4 exons. Gene Ontology annotation, biological process: translational initiation. The coding region runs from base 1 to 2229 and encodes 742 amino acids. NCBI's taxonomy places the organism in Eukaryota, Fungi, Ascomycota, Eurotiomycetes, Eurotiales, Aspergillaceae.